Molecule: messenger RNA, 1207 nt
Organism: Mytilus californianus (California mussel)
Lineage: Eukaryota; Metazoa; Mollusca; Bivalvia; Mytilida; Mytilidae
Product: vitellogenin receptor-like
Exons: 5
Coding region: 108-935 (275 amino acids)
Source: RefSeq, a predicted model, not a curated record
GAAAAGACUGCUUACAUUAACACAAUUGAGUUGAUAUAAAAACCGAUUAUUUUCACUGUAACAGCUUCAGUUAAAUAAAGUUUGUGGAAAUCCUGGUACCAAUAGACAUGGAAGUAAAAGUCUUGUUGUGUAUGUGUCUUUUACUUCAUUGCACACUACAUAAAUCAUCUUUCCAUGGACAACUUUUGUUUUCAAAUAGCACUUCAAUAAUGGAAUUGGAUGUUGAUACACUCAAAAUGGCUGUAUUGGUUGCGUAUGAAACAAGUUAUGUGUAUGACAUGGCCUACCAUAACAAAUACCUUUAUUUCCAAUUGCGAAGAUCUGACUACAAUGCCAUUACGCGAUUUCAGUAUCCUUCAAAGAACCAAGCAUUACAAACAGUUGUCCAGACAGGUGUAAAUACAAAAGGAUUAGCAAUUGAUUCAGCCAACAAUCAUCUGUACUGGAGUGAUAACGAUAAUUACACAGUCUCAAGAUGCAAUCUAGACGGAACUCAUGUAACUGUAUUAACUACUUUAACCCAUCCAUUUGUGAUACGACUUGAUGUUACAAACAGGUGGAUGUAUAUAGUUGAAAGCGUCUCAGGUAUAUUGAAGUCUAGAUUCGAUUUAGCUAAUCAACAAACGAUCGUCAACUUUACAUCUAAACCUGUUUAUUGCAUGGACAUAGAUACUGAUGAACAAAGACUGUAUUGGAUUGGUCGCAAUGGUGACAUCAAAUCAACUAAGGACGAUGGUUCUGAUGUUAAAACAAUCCUAUCAACAAAUAAUAUAGGCGAACACUAUGCUAUCGCUGUCUUUGGUAGUUACAUAUACUAUUCGUAUCUCACUCAGCUGUUAAUGGUAUCUAAAACACCAUUAUCCAUGCCGACUGUUCUGUAUACAGAUACAAGCUGGAUUGACUGCAUAUUUGUGUUUAAUCAGUCAAGUAAGUAAACAGUAAAAUUAAAAAUUGAAAUGGGGAAUGUGUCAAAGAGACAACAAUCCGACCAAGAGCAGAAAACAGCCCAAGGCCACAAAUGGGUCUUCAACACAGCAAGAAAAUCCCGCACCCGAAGGCGGGCUUCAACUGGACAAUAAACAAAAAUGUGCACUAGUUCAGUAAAAAAAAACAACUCCGAAACAUAUAAAUGAACUAAAAUAAAUAAAAAAAAACAAAAAACAAAACAUAUAAGACCAACAAAGGCCAGAGGCUCCUGACUUGGGAC